Onychomys torridus (southern grasshopper mouse) is the source of this 2432-nucleotide messenger RNA. It is a transcript of the gene Ackr2, whose product is annotated as atypical chemokine receptor 2. Gene Ontology annotation, molecular function: chemokine receptor activity. The transcript is spliced from 5 exons. Gene Ontology annotation, biological process: chemotaxis; immune response; G protein-coupled receptor signaling pathway. Lineage: Eukaryota; Metazoa; Chordata; Mammalia; Rodentia; Cricetidae. Gene Ontology annotation, cellular component: membrane. The record is from RefSeq and is a predicted model, not a curated record. Bases 1287 to 2432 code for a protein of 381 amino acids.
UCGCGCUCCUCCCUCCGCGCCCGCGGCUCCCGGGAUCCCCGAAGUUGUCAACAACCCAGUCCUCGUCUCUCAGCGUUGCCUUCUCAGAGCUCCGUUCCCUCCGCCACGAUCCGCUCCGGAAGCGUCGGGCUUGUUCCUCGGGCCCCACAGUCCCUGGCCGAGAGGGACCUUCCCCGCGUCCCACGGCUGGCAGCCCCCGGCCUCCGAUCCUCCCGAGGACCUUCCGCCCUUCGCCCUCCCGCCCCGGCCCGGAUCACACUGGCUCACUCACAGAGACACUGCGCCCCUUCCAGUCCUGCCAGCUCCCGGCCGCUACCCCGAGCACGAGCGAGAACACCGGCUUCUUCUGUCCGGCCUGCUCGCCGCAGCCAAUCAGAAGCCAGCAGCCGGCGCGCCGGGCCCCGCGGACCCCUCUUUACGGGCGAGGGCGCGGUGGGCGUGGCCACCCGGAGCGAGGCGUCGAUUGGCUGGGCGCCUGGGCUCCUCCGCCCGCGGUGUGGCACGCUCUUCGUGUCAGACGUGAGGCCUGGGCGGCCGGGUUGGCACCGGGCCGCCGGGCGGCCGCCGGCUCCGCUCCCCAGUUGCCUCCCGUUGCUCACAGCUUGCUGGCCGAGCGCCGAGCACGCCGCGCACGCGCAGGCCCGCCCGGCCGAGGUGAGCCGAGCGGCGGGCGGCUGGGGCUCCCGAGCUGGAGCAUGCGCCGUCGGGUCUCCUGUGCAGCCGUCUGGAGCUGGUGGAGGUCCGAGAGCUGUGACCUCACCCGGGCCGGGCGCUCAGCGUAGUUCGCAGUGUCUGGGGAAGGGAUGGCAAACACAGCCAGCCAGGCUACGGGACCGUCUGUGUCCAAGUUAGCUUAAAGAACAUGGCGGCCUGCUGAGAGGCGUAGGCUUCUGGAGACAUGGGUACCAGAUUUCAAGUCAUGAGGCAGACCUUAUCCUCCUUGGAGCUUGUGUGCCCAGCCCUGAGGAGUCCUGGAGACAGCUAUCACCCUUGGAGCCCCUAGACUUUGGAGGAGCCAGCUCUGUACCCAGAGGGUGAAGGAAGGCCGGCCAGGACUACCCUGUCUUGAAGACAGAUUCUCACCAGAGUAGAGGAGAAGCACGCUUUCCACAACUCCGCACGAGAGGAGUCGGGGCAACAAGGAGAAAGAAUUCUAAGACGAGAGGAAAACCAAAACAGCAGGGGAAGUGGAAAGGGAGCAGAGAAGACAACGAACUAGUUUGAACCAACACCAGCUCUCUAGCUGGGCACAGAGACCAGACACUGCAAGCACAAGAACUUCAGACAUGCCCACCAAGGCGUCCCCCCUGCCACUCACCACCACCAGUCCUGAGAACAGCAGCUUCCUCUAUGACUAUGACUACUUGGAUGACGUGACUGUCUUGGUCUGCAGGAAGGAUGAGGUCUUGUCCUUUGGGAGAGUCUUCCUGCCAAUCAUCUACAGCCUGAUCUUUGUGCUGGGCUUGGCUGGGAACCUCCUCCUUCUGGUGGUGCUGCUCCGCUAUGUGCCUCGAAGACGGAUGAUUGAGCUUUACCUGCUGAACCUGGCCAUCUCCAACCUCUUGUUCGUAGUGACAAUGCCCUUUUGGGCCAUCUCUGUGGCCUGGCAUUGGGUUUUUGGCAGUUUCUUGUGCAAGGUGGUGAGCGUUCUCUACACUAUUAACUUUUACUGUGGCAUCUUCUUCAUCACUUGCAUGAGCCUGGACAAAUACCUGGAGAUUGUCCAUGCUCAGCCCCUCCACAGACAAAAGGCCCGGUUCAGGAACCUGCUCCUCAUUGCCAUAGUGUGGACCAUGGCCCUGGCCAUCUCUGUCCCAGAAAUGGUCUUUGUACAGGUCCAUAAGACCUUAGAUGGUGUGUGGCAUUGUUAUGCCGAUUUUGGUGGACAUGCAACUGUUUGGAAGCUCUACCUGCGCUUCCAGCAGAACCUCCUGGGGUUUCUCCUUCCGCUCUUGGCCAUGAUCUUCUUUUACUCCCGCAUUGGUUGUGUUUUGGUUAGGCUGAGGCCGCCAGGCCAGAGCCGGGCUAUGAGGAUGGCCACAACCCUGGUGGUAGCUUUCUUCCUGUUGUGGUUCCCAUACAGCCUCACUCUGUUUCUGCAUUCCCUGCUGGACCUGCACGUCUUUGGGAACUGCCAGGUCAGCCACUAUCUGGACUACACGUUGCAGGUGACAGAGAGCCUGGCCUUCUUCCAUUGCUGUUUCACUCCCAUCCUCUAUGCCUUCUCCAGUCGCCGCUUUCGGCGGUACCUGAAAGCUUUUCUUGCUGUGGUGCUGAGAUGGCACCAGGACCCUGGCACUGCCCAAGCCCUGCCAUCUAGCCAUUCUGAGAGCAGCAGGGUUACUGCCCAAGAAGAUAUGGUCAGCAUGCAUGACUUUGGAGAGAGGCAGGCUGAUGAUUCCCUUAACAAAGGGGCUGUGGGGAAGGAUUAG